Brassicogethes aeneus is the source of this 582-nucleotide messenger RNA. NCBI's taxonomy places the organism in Eukaryota, Metazoa, Arthropoda, Insecta, Coleoptera, Nitidulidae. The record is from the annotation of a GenBank genome assembly.
AUGCCCCCAAAAGCUGUUCAGUCAUGUCAAAGCUGCACCAGCCUCACGGAAAUCAUUAAUGAGCUAAAAAAUGUUAUUAAUGCUCUAAAGAUUGAAGUGGAGUCCCUAAAGAGCAAAGUAGAGGAAUUAGGAAAAAGUGAGCAAACUAAAGGAUUAGAAUUGGAAGAAAUUAUCCAGGAGAGUUUGUCGUCAUCUCUAACUACAGAAGAUUUUAUCGAAACGCAAGAAAAUCCCGAUCAACCUACCAGCUCUGAUGAAAGCCUUGCCAUCGACAUCUCAAAUGGUAAGUUCUGUAACAACUUCAAAAAGAUGAAGGAAAGACUUCAUCACUCCCAAAGUAGAAAAGAUAGAGCGGAAGCUAUAAAAUCAGAUUUUCAAAAUAAUUUGCCUGGAACGGUGACCGUUCACUGGGACGGGAAAUUAUUACCCGGACUGGACGAAAGAAGUUCUAAAGAAGAACGCCUGCCAAUUCUUAUUUCGUUUGGAGAAAAGGAACAACUUUUAGCUGUGCCCAAACUGGAGAGCUCUUCCGGUCAAGAUCAAGCUAAAGCUCGAGGACAAAGUACAAAUAAUGUGCUGUGA